Messenger RNA from Amaranthus tricolor (Joseph's coat), 1960 nucleotides. RefSeq lists its product as uncharacterized. Lineage: Eukaryota; Viridiplantae; Streptophyta; Magnoliopsida; Caryophyllales; Amaranthaceae. The transcript has 4 exons. Bases 149 to 1477 code for a protein of 442 amino acids. The record is from RefSeq and is a predicted model, not a curated record.
AACAUCAAGAUCAGCAAAACAACACAAAAAAAAACUCCAUUUAUAAGCAAUUAAUCAUCUUUUACACUCUCCAAUAGACCCCAUCACACACAUUCCCUAUAUCAUCAUCAUCUGUUCCUUUCCUGUUCAAAAUUCCUACAAAAAACCAAUGGGAGAUGAUAAUACACCAAGAGAACAAUUAAUACCCACAUCAAAAAACACUGUAAAAUCAUUCAAUCGUCUUCUAUCACACGCCCAUGACGAAUUACACACUUUCCGAUCUUACCUUCGUUGGAUGUGUGUUGAUCAAUCCAAUAUUUACACUACAAUUUUAUGUUGGUUUACAUUUCUUGUUUUUGCAAUCUUAGUUCCUGCUUUUUCCCAUUUUUAUCUUGCUUGUUCUUCGUGUGAUGCUAAACAUCAUCGACCUUACGAUUCUCUUGUUCAGCUUUCGCUAUCCAGUAUCGCAACGCUGUCGUUUCUUUGUUUGACUCGGUUUUUGAGGAAAUAUGGGUUGAGAAGGUUCUUGUUUUUCGAUAAACUUGUUAAUGAGAGUGAUUCUGUUCGACAUAAUUAUACUAUUGAGCUCAAUAGAUCACUGAAGAUAGUAUCCGUCUUUGUACUCCCAUGUUUUGUUGCUGAAUGUGCCUACAAAAUUUGGUGGUAUGCUUCUGGAUCCUCCCAAAUUCCCUUCUUGGGUAACAUCAUCUUAAGCGACAUUGUAGCAUGCUCAUUAGAGCUUAUCUCAUGGCUGUAUCGGACAUUAGUCUUUUUCCUGGUGUGUGUUCUCUUCCGUCUGAUCUGCUACCUCCAAAUCCUGCGGCUGAAGGAUUUCGCCUCUGUGUUCCAAGUAGAUUCAGAUGUUGGGUCUGUUUUGGUGGAACACCUUCGGAUCAGGAGGCAUUUGAGGAUUAUUAGUCAUCGUUAUCGUGCAUUUAUCUUAUGCGCAUUGAUAUUCAUCACUUCGAGCCAAUUUACUGCUCUAUUGUACACUACUAAAAACCAUGCUAAUAUGAGCAUUUUCAGAGCCGGAGAACUAGCAUUAUGCUCCAUGACUUUAAUGACUGGUCUAGCCAUAAUACUGAGAAGUGCUACAAAGAUAACACACAAAGCUCAGGCAAUCACAUCUCUUUCUGCGAAAUGGCACGUGUGUGCAACCAUCGACUCCUUUGCUACCACCUCUGAGACCGAAACACCAGUAGUUCAAAACUCCAAUGGUGCGGGAAGUGCUGGUUUCUUUGAUGCUCGUAGUGGAGACUCAGAUGACGAUGAUGCUGGAGACGAGGAAGAUGAUGUUGACAACACUAAGUUUCUUCCUGCGUAUGCCUACAGCUCAAUCUGUUUUCAGAAACGACAAGCUCUAGUGACAUAUUUCGAAAACAACAAAGCUGGGAUUACAGUUUACGGAUUCAUGUUAGAUAGGGCUUGGCUGCAACUCAUUUUUGGUAUUGAGUUAUCCUUAGUACUCUGGCUGCUCGGAAAAACCAUUGGUAUCUAAUGCACACGAUCACACGAACAUCAUUAUUAGAGCUUGAAGACUAUUUAUUCAAUCUUCAAUAAUUCGUCGAUCUUAUAGUCCUCACUUUCGUAGACGUUUUCUCACCAAUCACUAAGACGAGGCAGGUUGUGGCUGCGACUGGUUUGUCAGUUUAGUCGUCCUGCAAAGCGACAUCAUUGAAGUACAAUGCUAUUUUGUGUUUACGUACCAUUUGUAGAUUCUACACCCUAUUUGGCUUCCGUCUUGUACUUAGCAUCUUCAUAAACGGGGAAUAAUAGGCUUGUCGAUCAUUGUUGCUCGAUAUUUGUUGAUUCGUGGUAUUCUUUCGAAAUAAUUGAUAUGUUUGUAUGCCUUUUUUGUUACCUUGGAGUUUUUCUCAUGUUCUUUUUUUGUACGUGUAAUUAUUAAUUGUUUGAUAGAAUAAUUAAUUUUUUCAGAGUAUUUAUGUUUACGCGAAGAGAUAAUUUUACGUGAAAAAAUAAA